Molecule: messenger RNA, 831 nt
Organism: Malus domestica (apple)
Lineage: Eukaryota; Viridiplantae; Streptophyta; Magnoliopsida; Rosales; Rosaceae
Source: RefSeq, a predicted model, not a curated record
AAGUUUCCACCCGCAAUGAAGGCUAUAAAAACGCAGAUCCCGAGCCAGAGCUCUCGCCACUGCGCAAUCCGAGCCGUUUCAACCAACAUGAUGACACUGCGUUACAAGCCGGAGGAGGAGAACCGGAACCAGAGCGAGAUUCCGGAGGAGGUCCGGCGGAGCAUGCUGUCCGUAUCGUCGAAGGAGAAGAAGGCGUGUACGGAGGACCGGGAUGAGGACAGCGCGGGAUCGUCGGAAGAGAUGGAGUCGCCGAGGUCGGUGGGGCGAUGGCGGAGGGGGAAGACGAAGAAGACGGGGUGCGUGCUGCACAGCCAGAUCUUGAGGAUCAGAGAGGAGGACUCGCAUCUCGGCGAGAGUACGGCUCUGAUCGGUGCUGCCGCUGCAUCUGGAAAAGAUUAUCACGGCAUUGACGUCGUUCUAUUCGCCCGGCCAAUCUUGCCUUCCUCGCCUCUCAAGAACACAAUCAACGGUUAAUCUGCACUAAUAACUUUGCUAAUGAUGUUCAGGAAGAAGAACAGGUAGCUUUCAUUGUUCAAAAAAAACAAAAAAAAGAACAGGUAGCUUUCAGGUCAAGAGCAGCAAUGAAAAAUUCCGGGAAGACAAAUGAAGCGUUAGAAUUAAUUUCCAUCUUUGUAUUUUUUGUUUUCUUCUAGGAUAAAAUUGUAAUCGAUUGAUCUGCAAACGUUGCUGUACAGUUAAACAAAAAUCACAUCUCCGCUUUCCCGGGAGCUGCUUAUGAAGGGCCAAAAGCGAUUUCAGACAAUUAAAAGUGAUUCCGACUAUAGUUGUAUUGUAGAGGAAACACUUUGAAAAGCAUUUGGACUUUAAUUA